UUGCAGCUGGGCCAACUCGGAGGCGCAGGCGGCGGCGCAGCGCGGGGCGCCGGCGGCAGGUUCAGUGGCAGCAUCAUGCCCGAGCCCACCUCCAGGCAGCCGCCGCGCGCCGCCCGGGCCCCGGCCGGGGAGGAUGCCAGACGCCCGGGAGAGGCCAGGACAGCGGUGGCGGCGCGAUGGUGGUGACAAGCUGUGCCCGAGGCGGCGGCGGCGGAGAGGACCGCGCGCCCUCCCGGCGGCGGGACUGCGGACUCGCGCCGGCCGGUGCCGCGGCGCUGCUGGCCGGGGCGAGCUGCCUGUGCUACGGCCGCUCCCUGCAGGGCGAGUUCGUGCACGACGACGUGUGGGCGAUCGUGAACAACCCCGACUUGCGGCCCGGCACCCCGCUCCGCUGGAGCAUCUUCGCCAACGACUUCUGGGGCAAGGGCAUGGCCGAGAACACCAGCCACAAGUCCUACCGGCCGCUCUGCGUCCUCACCUUCAAGCUAAACAUACUUUUGACUGGCAUGAACCCGUUUUACUUUCAUGCGGUAAAUGUAAUUCUGCACUGCCUCGUGACCCUUGUGCUGAUGUACACGUGUGACAAAACUGUCUUCAAGAAUCGUGGACUUGCUUUUGUUACGGCGUUGCUGUUUGCUGUGCAUCCGAUUCAUACUGAGGCGGUGGCUGGAAUCGUCGGCAGAGCGGACGUGUUGGCGUGCCUGCUGUUUCUAUUGGCCUUUCUCUCCUACAAUAGGAGUGUGGACCAGUGCUGCGUUGGGGACUGUUUCCCAUCCACGGCUUCUCCCUUCUUCUUGCUGCUCGGUUUGUUUCUGGGGACCUGCGCCAUGCUGGUGAAAGAGACGGGCAUCACUGUGUUUGGAGUGUGCUUGGUUUAUGACCUCUUCUCCUUGUCCCACAAGCAGGAGAAAUCGAGCAAUGGGGUCAUCCAUCAGCGCAGCCCACAGCAGCCUGGGAGCCCCCAGCCCACGUUGCUGCCAGCACACCCUCUCCGGGAGAAUGGGAAGCAGCAGCGCUUUCCUCACAGAGGAGCUUGGAGCGGCUGCCACUCCCCAUUGCCACCAGAACCCAAGAGCAGUGGCUUCCCAGCGUCUCCUCGAGCUGUGUGGUCCAUGAUGAGGUAUCUGACAACAAGCAGGAAUAGAAAUUUCCUGCUUACCAUGAGGCCAUUCUUGAAGAGGGCCAUUUUGGUCAUAAGUUAUGUGAUUGUGGUUUUGUACUUCCGUCUGUGGAUAAUGGGAGGGUCUAUGCCCCUCUUUUCAGAGCAAGAUAAUCCAGCUUCAUUUUCGCCUUACAUUCUUACAAGAUUCCUUACGUAUUCCUACCUCUUGGCCUUCAACAUGUGGCUCCUGCUUGCACCUGUUACCCUGUGCUAUGACUGGCAGGUUGGCAGUAUUCCUCUGGUGGAGACCAUAUGGGACAUGCGGAAUUUAGCCACCGUCCUCCUGGCAGUUGUGAUGGCCUUAUUGAGCCUGCACUGUUUAGCUGCCUUCAAGAGACUGGAGCACAAGGAAGUUCUAGUGGGCUUGUUGUUCCUGGUUUUCCCGUUCGUUCCAGCCAGCAACCUCUUCUUCAGGGUGGGCUUCGUGGUGGCUGAGAGAGUCCUUUAUAUGCCCAGCAUGGGCUACUGCAUCCUCGUUGUGCAUGGACUGAACAAGCUCUGCUCUUGGCUGAACCGCUGUGGGGCCACCACGCUGACAGUGUCCACUGUGCUGCUGCUGCUGCUGUUUUCUUGGAAAACUGUGAAGCAGAAUGAAAUCUGGCUGUCAAGGGAGUCCCUGUUCAGGUCUGGAGUUCAGACUCUGCCCCACAACGCCAAGGUGCACUACAACUACGCCAAUUUCCUGAAGGACCAAGGUCGGAACAGGGAAGCCAUCUACCACUACAGAACGGCCCUCAAGUUGUAUCCACGCCAUGCAAGUGCUCUGAACAACCUUGGGACACUGACAAGAAACACAGCAGAGGCGCAGAUGUACUAUCAGAGGGCUCUCCAGCUAAGCCCGCAGCACAGCCGCGCUCUGUUCAAUCUCGGGAAUCUCCUUAAGUCCCAGGAGAAAAAAGAAGAGGCUAUCACUUUACUGAAGGAUUCCAUUAAAUAUGGUCCAGAGUUUGCAGAUGCUUAUUCAAGCUUAGCUUCAUUACUGGCUGAGCAGGAGAGAUUUAAGGAGGCUGAGGAAACAUACCAGGCUGGGAUAAAGAACUGCCCGGAGAGCUCAGACUUACACAACAACUAUGGAGUUUUCUUAGUCGACACUGGCUCUCCAGAGAAGGCAGUGGUCCAUUACCACCAGGCCAUCAGACUUAGCCCGAGUCACCACGUGGCCAUGGUGAACCUGGGCAGACUCUACAGGUCUCUGGGAGACAACAGCAUGGCUGAAGAGUGGUACAAACGUGCCCUGAAGGUGGCACGCAACUCGGAGAUACUAUCACCUUUGGGAGCACUGUAUUACAACACUGGCCGCUACGAAGAGGCUUUGCAGGUUUACCGGGAAGCUGCGGCGCUUCAGCCUUCUCACAAGGAACUCCGCCUCGCCCUGGCUCAGGUGUUGGCCAUGAUGGGUCAGACCAAGGAAGCCGAGAAGAUGACCAACCACAUCGUGUCGGAGGAGACUGGAUGCCUCGAGUGCUAUCGCCUGUUGUCAGCGAUCUACAGCAAGCAGGAGAACCACGACAAGGCACUUGAUGCUAUAGACAAGGCUCUCCAGCUGAAACCAAAGGACCCUAAAGUCGUUUCUGAACUUUUUUUCACAAAAGGAAAUCAACUAAGAGAGCAGAACCUUCUGGACAAAGCUUUUGAGAGCUACAGAGCUGCCGUGGACCUGAACCCAGACCAAGCCCAGGCCUGGAUGAACAUGGGGGGCAUCCAGCACAUCAAGGGAAACUAUGUGUCCGCAAGAGGUUAUUAUGAGAGAGCCUUACAGCUGGUACCAGACAGCAAACUGCUGCGGGAGAACCUCGCCAAACUGAAUCGCCUAGAAAAACGAUUACAAGAAGUUCGGGAAAAAGAUCAAACGUAGCAGCUUUUGACCUGCUCUCCAGGGACAGUUGCUGGUACCUCUGGAGGAGGAAGCAGUGACAGAGGCCUUGCUGCCGCAUCAGCAGGGGAACGGACACACAGUGAGGCUUCCCUCUCGCUCCCCGCCCAGGAUGCCACAUUUGGAGACACUGGCUGGGAGCCCUGUGCUGAGGGGCUGGCAUUCCCAUGAAAAAAAGAUAAAAAGAGCAAGGAGGCAAGGAGGUCUGAGAGGGAAGGCAUACGACAACUAUACAUUUUACAGAUUUUUUUUUUUGGCUUUAACUUCAGAUUUCCCUCCAGAUAUUUCUCUGUGGUUGCAACACAAACAUCUGGUUCUUUUUCUAGUUUUAACUUUUAUGUCCCAGAAAUACAAAAGUUGGAAAUGCUAUGAAGCCAGAGCAUUGCUUCUUCAUGGAAUAUUUCAAAGAGGACAAAUCCUCUAAGAUAAGCCAUUUGGGAAGUUCUAUCAAGAGGUGGCUCAUUUAAUUCUCCAGAGCCAGAAAGGAGUACGAAUAAUUUCUGUAGAACCUUCUGGAAUUUGUGGGAAAAGGGGCUGUUGUUAAGUGAGCUGGAUCCGAUAUUCCCCUAAACAUAUUGCUAGAGCCCUACUGAGUAGUAAUCGAAAUUCCACUCUGAUGCAAACUUUCCCAUUGCCUAACACAUCAAACAGGAAGCUUCUGGAAUAAUGUAUGGAUAUUUUUACCCCUAGGGGAAUGUCAAGGAUCUUGGUACCCCUAAUUCUUUAUGGAAAACCUAAAAUUAUUUUAAUUGUAUUACAAGUAUUACUAGAGUAGUGGUUCUGCUCUAUAAUUUCAAAAGUGCUUUUAAAAUCAUAAAUGUUUCCACCUCCACAUAUAUUGUUGUUUUGGUGGAGAAAAACAGUAUAUUCUACAUGAAAUUUAUUAAAGAUAUUAACUGAGAGAAAUGUUCUACUACAUUGUUAUGUUAACAUUUAGACAUCAUGAGAUUUAUUAUUUUUGACAAAUAUAUUAAACCAUUUCAGAAUCUUUACAAUAUAACACAGAAAUCUUCAUAGACUUUAAAUGGAAAGAGAGCUUUAUUGAUUUGUCUUCCUAAGCUUAAUGAGGAUUCUAUGCUUAGAACAUGAGUAGUGUAAACCCAAAAUUCAUUAUUAAUUAAUUCUUUAUCAAAUUAAUUAUUAAUUUUUAACUGUGGAGAAUUCAUGGAAAAUGCUCAAAAAAUCUAGAAAAAUCUAAAUUCAUAACUUAAAAUAUAUAUUUAUAUUUAAAAAUAAGGAAGGCAAAGUUGAACUUACAAAUUGACAGUUAUUUUUUAGUGUUAUUUAUUUUAUAACUUAUAAAAUAUUUAAUAUAUACACAGUUUUUUCAUUGUACAUAGUGGUUUUAAUAGUGGCUUUUUUAAACUUAUCAUACACAAAUUAUAAAUCUAAAUUACAAAGUAGUGAAGUUUUAACAGCACUUCAAAAACGUUGUAGUAAUUAUUCAAUUGCUAAAGUCAAAGAAAUUAGGACUCAGCCUACAGUGCUUGGGUAGUAGUAUAUUUUGGUAUAUAUUUUGAAAUUGGAACACUUGAUUUUAUUUUGAAAAAUUAAAAAAUCAAAAAACUCUGGGCAGUGCUCUUCAUGGUACUGAGCCGGGUUCUGUAGAGAUACAGUAGUUUGAAGGCACGCAUAUUUCCCAUGUUUAGGCUAAGAUGUGGUUAAAAAAAAACAAAAAAAAACUUCUUAGCUUCUUUUUUAACCAGUUCAAGAAGCAGUGACCCCGUAUUUUGGUGGGAGGAGGGGGAGGAGGGCCAAGGUAAAUCUAGAUAAAAGGAAGAAAAACUUCUUUAGAGAGAGAUAAUGGAGAAAGAGAAGAUAUAAGGAAUAUUUUAAAUGGGAAGAAUUACAGAAAUGCCCUUAGCGUGCACUUGCAUAUGCAUCAAUAAUCCAAUAGCAUUUAUAUUACCACUAUGAUCUUCCAUUUCUAAUACUCUUUUAAAGUUGUGUAUCAUAAACUUAUCCAAAGUUUUAUUUAAAAUAUUUUUCUUCCCCCUCAAAUAUAUUGCUAUAGUUCUAAGGCCAAGAAAGGUACUACAGCAUAUUGGAGUAAUAUGCUGUUAUUAUACCCAGCCCCAAAAUGAAAAAUAUGAAGCUCUAGCUAAAACUAAUAUCUAGGACUUUAGUCACAACUGUUUAGUGAUCUGUAACCAAAACCCACGCAAGGUUGGUGGAAAGACCGAGCCCCAAAUUUGGAAAAGCAGUUAUGCCUUACUUGAAGUGCUGCGAAAGCUUCGAGAGUGCAUCUGUAGGAUCAGUUGAAAUGGCAAUCAAUGACUUUCCAACGUGUCUGGGAGAGAAGGUCACACGGCCUUUGGGAGCCGCCACCCACCUUCUUUUGGGUGCUUUUCUCCCCGCCCCCAACUCCUUGUCUGUUCCUCUCUUUUCAGUCUCUUCCUCCCUACCUGCUUUCUAUCCCCCUCUCUCCUUUUCUCCUUUUGUCUGCAAACGCUGCCAUCUCUUCAAAUAUUACAAUUUAGCACUAUUGGGAUCAGACAUUUUUGUCCUCAGUUAAUACUGUCACUGAGAUGUGGCCAAGGAAAUAAUUUUUAUAGUUGAAACGGUGCCUAUAAGAAAAUAAAUCACAUAUUAUUUUUUCAAAGAUAUUAAGUAUAUUUUGUAACUAUUUUCAUUUGGUCCUUGUAACAUGAAAUAAUAUGUGGGACCCACGCUUAUCAAAAUUAAAGCUGAGUGCCCGGCAAGUCGUGGAGCUGUGCCCAGGUUGCCCUCCAGCUAGCACGACUGGCUCGGGAGAGCCAGCUGUACCGCCGUGCCGCCUGCACUGCCCCUCAGGGUCCUGUGCUCAGGAGCACUUUAUGCUUGGUUGCAUACCCUGCUUGAAAUUUCUGAUAUUUUAAACAGGAGUCCUGCAGUUUCAUUUUGUUCUGGGUCCUUAAAUACGUAGCAGGUGCUGGGUAGGAGGUAAGGUGGCCGAGGACAAGACAGGGGCUGCUAUAAACUGGCUGAACACUGGAUCCAAUGAUUAGAGUUUCAGUUGUGAUUCUGCUGCUCUGAGAAUCAUUUGCUGUUUUUUCUCAGCUGCGUUAGAGUUCCUUGUGCACACAUCUCCACCCUCCUACUGCCUAUCCGUCUAACCUGUCCUUCAUUCCUACCUGGAAUGAGUCAGUUCUCUUUGCCUUCAAAACCCCGUUACGUGGCAGCCCCCUAACGUGGGGCCAUAGAAUGGCGUUAGCAGCUUAUCUCAACCUUAAGAAUUGUUCAGGAGUUUAAAAUGUGACUCAGAUGUUUUCGGUUUGUUAAUGGCGAUUGUAAAACAUGGUUCAGUGAUAUAACACGGGUGAACUAAACCAAAGAUUUAAAUAACUUGGAGGAAGAAUAACUUAUUUUAGAAAAUCCUGAUUCUAACACACAGUGAGGCUGGAGAGCCACCAGUGGCUAACAACUUCCGUGGGAGUUUAUAACUUUUACAAAAUAGAUGUUUAUAAUCUCUCACAGAAGAGAUGCUUUCACAACUUUUGCUUUUAAAUCUAAACUAAGAUAAGCCAAAGAAUUCUAAAGAAGGAUUGGUUGGCACAAUUGGUUGGUUAAGGCCACCAUUCCAAGAUUGACAAAACAGAUGGGUUGGGAGGAGUGGUUUUGCACUUGUGGCAAUUGGGCUGUAAUUUGACCUAUAUUUACAGAAUUCUCAGUUCUCAGAUGGACAGGAUCUGCCUUGUCAUUGACAUGUUCCCAGACAAGGUGCCCAGUAUAGAAAACUCAUAUUUUUUAUGACUCAAGGUGUCCAUAACAUAGUUUAUGCCUAGACCUAUGUCUCUUUAUCUUUAGGUUAAUUAUACACAUGUCAGCUUUUGGUAAUCAUUUCCUACUUGUACUCAUUAGUUUAAAAAAAUUGUGCUCUGAUUUGUGAUGGAUGUGCAUCUUAGAUUAGUAAAUCUAUAGGAUAUUAGUAACAACAUUCAAAAGUAAUGUAGCUAUAGGUAGUUUAAUUUUUUUCUGAUUUCCAUAUCACAUUUACUUUGAUUAAACUAUAUAUUUCCCAAUAAUAGCAAAAUUUAUCAAAAUGGCAUCUUUUCACAUUUAAAGAAAGCAAAUACCUUUCAAGUCUUGCAUUUAGGCAGCAAUUGAGUCAGAUAAAAGCUUACAAUCCCCCAAAAUAUAUAGGGUAUAUAUUAUAACUUUUUUAUUAUUCUUGAAGUUUUUAUGUAAAAGAACAAUAUGUUGAACAGUUCUUCCAAAAAUAGCACUUUUAUAUUAUUUCUUAAGUAACCAUAUAGCUUAAAGAAAAGAAAUAAAAUAACUGCGAAGGUAUGGUUUAAUAUCAGUCAAUAAAAUGGCAUAACAGAAGUGAUGGUAUUCAUAUCUAUCCAUUGGCACAUAUAAAAAUGUCCCAUUACUAUCACCAAGGAUCCUUGCAAUUAAAACCUUUAGGGUAUGUAACUCAUAAAAUUAGCACCUAUCGCAAUAUACAAUCAUUGUUCAUUUGUAAGUUUAGAUCACUAUUUACCCUAACCUGGAAAGAGAUGUCUAUAUCCAGAAAUCCAGAAGUUUCUUUCUACCCUCGGUGGUGCAUAUGUGAAUUUGUGUAUCCCAUUUGGAAGUUUCCAAUGUUCAUGAUGGCCCUGGGGUUGUCUUGCUGGUCUGUCAGGAGAUGCACCAGUUCAGGAGUCGGGAGGUCUGGGCUUAGGCCUUCCUCUGCCCCCACGGAGCCAUCUCACCUUGGGCACAUCACCAAAGGUCUCAGUCCUGUUUAUCACACACCGAACCACGGGUCAGUUCCGCGGAACUGUCAAACUUUAUGAGUCUCCCGAUCCAGAUUCAAAGCCCUUUACAUCUGAUAAGCGUUGCCCUUUGUUUUAGGAAUUCUUAAGAUAGUCACCACAACAGAACAAAUACACAAACAGCCCUGAAAGUGACUGAACUGCUCACAUGCUUUAACACAGCGGAGGAAACCAGUCUUAUUUUGCAGCCUGUACACAUAAAAAAUUAGUGAUUUUGUUAUGUUUCUAGAGAAAAAAAGAUGUUUAAAAAUUUCCUUCUAAGGAACUGAAAUAUCUGUAGAAGCCAUGGUUUGCUUUUCUAAUGUGGAUAUCAUUUGACUUGCUGUAACUCAUACCAGUCCCUCAUUUUUUAGGGGGAAAUGAUUUGCAUCAUGUUCUUUGUUCAUGUUUUUAUUUCCCACUUCGAUCAGUUGUAUAUAAAUGCACAUUUUUGUUACUUUUGCUGUGCCAGUUAGAAAUAUAUCUUCCACAAAGUAUUUCUCCCAUGUAAGUCUGAUGUACACUUUGCCUAGGUCUUUUCAAAAUAAAAUUUAUGUAAAUGUUUAUUUUAUAUAAAAUAUAAUGAAAAUAAUUGUCUUGU
Phyllostomus hastatus (greater spear-nosed bat) is the source of this 8354-nucleotide messenger RNA. It is a transcript of the gene TMTC1, whose product is annotated as transmembrane O-mannosyltransferase targeting cadherins 1. The transcript is spliced from 20 exons. Gene Ontology annotation, biological process: protein O-linked glycosylation via mannose. NCBI's taxonomy places the organism in Eukaryota, Metazoa, Chordata, Mammalia, Chiroptera, Phyllostomidae. The record is from RefSeq and is a predicted model, not a curated record. Gene Ontology annotation, molecular function: protein binding; mannosyltransferase activity. Bases 177 to 3017 code for a protein of 946 amino acids.